Candida tropicalis MYA-3404 is the source of this 852-nucleotide messenger RNA. RefSeq lists its product as uncharacterized. The transcript has a single exon. The record is from RefSeq and is a predicted model, not a curated record. The coding region runs from base 1 to 852 and encodes 283 amino acids. Lineage: Eukaryota; Fungi; Ascomycota; Pichiomycetes; Serinales; Debaryomycetaceae. Gene Ontology annotation, cellular component: membrane; cytoplasm.
AUGCCGAUUCAAUUGCAUCAUGAAGAAGGGGAUGAAACAUACCCACAUCAUAAUGAUAUAUUUAAAGAUGAACAUGAACCUAAUAUUUUGACUAGAUUUAUUAAUAGUGUACGAUGCUAUAAUAUUCCAAUUAUUAAUUUUAUAAUAUUAUUGAUUUUGGGCAUAUUUUUAAUUAAACUAACUACAAAAUAUACUAAUUUAUAUAUGAAAAAUUCAUUGAUUACAAUAAUAAUUACAAAUUUGGUAUUGUAUGGAAUAUCAGAAACUUUAGCUCAAUCAAUAUUAUGUUAUAGAAAUGAUCAACCAAUGAUUAAUUAUAAAUUACAUGAAUCUAGUGGUAGAAAUAAUAAUAAUGGAAUUGUACUUCAUAGUGGAAUUGAUGAUUUAGAAGAAGGACAUGUUGAAGAAGAAGAAGAUAAUAAUAAUGAUGAUGUUGUAGUAAUACCUUUAAGUUUUUUCAAAUUUAAUCGUUUGGCAGGGUUUAUGUGUUGGGGUUUUAUUAUGGGAUUUUGUCAAUGUCUUUGGUAUAAAUUCUUACAAAUUUAUUCUCAAGAGCCAAAAUUUAUUGAAGUUUUAAGAAAAGUUAUGACGGAUCAAUUUUUAUAUUCUCCUGUUUCAUUAUUUUGUUUCUUCACAUAUGGUACUAUUAUAUUGGAAGAUAAAACUUGGGAAGAUGCAAAAAUAAAACUAAAAAAAAUCUAUAUACCAACGUUAUUUGUCAAUUAUUCAGUUUGGUUCCCAGUACAAUUUUUUAAUUUCUUGGUGAUUCCUCGAAGCUUCCAAGUACCUUUCAGUUCUUCCAUAAGUGUGUUGUGGAAUUGUUAUUUAUCAAUGAGAAAUUCAACAAACUAA